GUACAUAUUUGUCAUUCACUUGUGUUAAUGUUAAAUGAAUAAGUCAGUGUGGCUUUUCAACAUUGUAGAUGGUGAUUCUUACACCUAGUCUGAAGCAAAAUACACCAGUGAUGCAAUAAAUUAAAAAUAUAACAUCACACAGUAGGAGGAACUAACAGGGAGGCAGGGUUGAAGUGCUGUAUUUGCAUGUUGCAUACACUCAUAGAAAGAACCAGACUUGACAGUAGCUCAUAUGUUUGAAGUCUACUCACUCACAGGCAUGGCUGCUCAUCUCAUCAUUCUUCUUCUCUUCAGUGUGCUCAAAGGAGUUCACAGCAUAACUACAGUCAGUAAAGUAUCAGUGAAAGCUGGAAAAUCUAUCUCCAUCCCAUGUCUAUAUGAGUCCCAAUACAAAAACCAUGUGAAGUACUUGUGUGAAGGUUAUUAUUGGAUGUCCUGCAGCUAUGCAGUAAAAACAAACAAACCAGACCCUUCAGGAAAAUAUUUAAUCUCUGAUAACAAAAAACUGAAAAUUUUUACUGUGACUAUAAACCAGCUGGCACAUAAAAACACUGAUUACUGGUGCGCUGUGGAGAUUAAUGGAGAGGUGGAUGAUGGACAGUAUUUUCAGCUGUUAGUUUCCAGUGGUACCCCCAGUCUCUAUGUGGCUCAUCAGAGGAUUACAGGAUAUAUUGGAGAAAGCAUAACUAUCAGAUGUCACCACAGUAACUCUGGAGAAAUGAAGUGGUGCAGGCUGGGCAGGAACUGUGUGACAGGAUCAUCUGGAUCCAUAGAUGGUGCAGCAGUGACCACUCAUAUGAGACACCCAAAUGUUUUCACAGUGACCAUGAGUGGACUAAGGUCAAAGGACAGUGGCUGGUAUUGGUGUGCUAAAGCGGACAUUCAGAUACCAGUAUAUUUAAAUCUUACUGAGAAACCGAUCACUACCACUCUCCCUACUACUACUAUCAGUCGUACUACUUUUACUGCUACUACUACUAUCUCUACUACUAUUCAUACUGUUGCAACAAUGGAACAAGGGAAAAAUUCUACAGUAGGAGAAAAUAAACACAGAGCUUCAUUUGACCCAAGGAUCCUCAUCAUCCCUCUGAGUGUGUUGAUCUUGAUUGUAAUUGUUUUGUUGUUCAUCUGGUUUAUACUGAGACACAAGCAGAGGAAAGCAGACUCAUCAGUCACACCAGUGGCUGAAGAGGAAAUAAUACACUCUGAUGUUAGACCCAAGAAAAGAAGUUUAGCCAAGGUGGAUACGGAAGUAACAUACUUUGAAGUUAGACUCAACGAAAAAGGGAAGAGGUCAUUUGCUGAAAGUGAAAUGGAAAUCUUGUACAGUUCUGUUGUUAGGAAGCAACGCAUGAAAAGGGUAAAUAUUACAAGACCUGAAGCCAACCACACACUGUAUCUCACCUCCUUUAUUUCCUUCACUUCAAAUCAUUCUGUUUGUUAUCCCAGUGUCAUGCUUUCCUUUUAAUUCGAUCACAUGUUUCUUUGCUUUUUCUUCUUAAUUUCCUAACAAAUGUUCAUAAGAUUUGUUUCUGUUCUCCAACAGGGUGACGGAAAAGACACAGGAGUUACAUUAGAGCACAUUAGCUAAUCAGAAUUUAAAAGAUUAAAUAUUAAAACAUUUGCAAUUUUAUCUAUUUUAUCUGUACCUAUGUUACUGGAGUCUUGUGGAGCAAUGUGUUAUCUGCUGCCAUCAGCUUGUUAUUAGUAAAUCUUUUCUUCUUCUUGCUAACUUUUUUCCUGCAUAGCUGUAAAAUGGCUCAAAGAAGCAUUGACCUGUUUGUUUGCUCUUUUUCAGGAUCAUCAAUGUGAUUCUUGG
Molecule: messenger RNA, 1819 nt
Organism: Oreochromis niloticus (Nile tilapia)
Lineage: Eukaryota; Metazoa; Chordata; Actinopteri; Cichliformes; Cichlidae
Product: polymeric immunoglobulin receptor-like
Exons: 9
Coding region: 233-1468 (411 amino acids)
Cellular component (GO): plasma membrane
Molecular function (GO): transmembrane signaling receptor activity
Source: RefSeq, a predicted model, not a curated record